Molecule: messenger RNA, 630 nt
Organism: Staurois parvus
Lineage: Eukaryota; Metazoa; Chordata; Amphibia; Anura; Ranidae
Source: the annotation of a GenBank genome assembly
AUACACACACACAAACAGAGACACCUGUACACACACACAGACAUGUACAUACACAUACACACACAGAAACAUAUACACACACGCACAGGGACACAUGUACACACACACACACAUACAGACACAUGUAUACACACACAGAUACAUGUACAGACACACAUACAUGUACAUAUACACAGACACAUGUACAUACACAGAAAUACACACGAACAGACACAUGUACAUACAUACACAGACAUACACAGAUACAUGUAUGUACAUACACACACACACACAUGUACAUGCACAGGCACAUGUACAUACACGCAGACACAUGUACAGAUACACACACACACACAAAUACACACACAUACAAAUAUACACACACACACACACCCUAUAAAAAGUUGUAGUACUUUGUUACCUUCACUGACAGAGCCGGGUACUGCACUCUAGGGGGAGGCAGAGAGCACAGCACACACUCCUUCCUUUGCUUUCACUUUGCUCAACUAUUGAGCAGUCUGACGGCUCCCAGUGUGAGUGACAGAUCCGGCUCCGAGUUCCGAGCCUGCUCAGCAAGACGGCCCUGGGGACACACUCACCCCCAUCAUAAUUUCCACUCGCCAGUGCAAGCUGGCGAGUGGAAAUAUCAAG